Molecule: messenger RNA, 5756 nt
Organism: Betta splendens (Siamese fighting fish)
Lineage: Eukaryota; Metazoa; Chordata; Actinopteri; Anabantiformes; Osphronemidae
Gene: acin1a
Product: apoptotic chromatin condensation inducer 1a
Exons: 18
Coding region: 41-4852 (1603 amino acids)
Molecular function (GO): nucleic acid binding
Source: RefSeq, a predicted model, not a curated record
GCUCGUCGCUCCGGCUGGGAACUGACUAGAGGAACGGAAAAUGGCGGACCUCGAAGACGUUACGCUGGACGGGAGACCGCUCCAGUCCCUUCGUGUAGCAGAUUUAAAGGCCGCUCUUGAGGAGAGAGGACUUUCGAAAAGCGGACAGAAGAAUGCCUUGGUUAAAAGACUCAAAGGGGCUCUGAUGUUGGAGAAUCUGCAGAGGACCUCCACUGCUCACAUUGGACUACAGCCAAACUCUCAGAUUGGAGAGGAAAUGAGCCAGAACAGCUUUAUCAAGCAAUAUCUGGCUAAACAACAGGAGCUCCUAAGGCAGCGCCUGGAGAGGGAGGCCCGUGAAGCCUAUGAAACCAAUGAGCAAGAGGACCGCUCACAGGUUAACAACAGCACAUCAUGCCCUCCUCAAGUCCAGCAGGAUGCCUCAGGGGCUGAGCAGCACAAACCACCUGGCCCUUCAGUUGGGGAGGAAUUGUUUGAUCUGGAGAAUACAAGAGAGGGCAACCGGGACCAAGAGAAUGACCUCUCUCUCCCACCUGCAUCUGGCUCUCUGGCAAUGCAUGGUCCUGGUGAACACCACCCAGAACGGUGUUCUGCAUCCAGUGAAGUCACAGCUGACAGUGAUGAUGAGGAUGGCGAGGAAGAUGGUGACAAGGAUGAUUGGGACAGUAGUGCUCGGAGAGGCCACCAGCAACCAGCUAGAGUACCCACAAUAAGAGACCGGUCUGGAGCGUCUUGUCAACCCCAGCAGCAGCACAUUCCUUCCCUUUUGUCUCCCCAGCUCCGCCAGCCAACACCUCCCCCUUCCCCACCUCCAGAGUUGUCAUUUCCUUUGCCUGACACACCCAAACAGAGCCCCCCUAGUCCAGAUGUAGCCCCAGCUAGGCGCUCCUCCAGCUCUGGUUCCUCCAGCAGUGACAGCUGUAGUAGCAGUCCUGAGCCCCAGAGAAGUGGGCAUGCUGAGCGCAAGCCUGGCCCUCUGACCCUUUUGGCACGAAAAAUGGAGUCAGAGGGGGCUUUCUCGGGAGCAGGGUGGCAUGUUGGCGAUGGAGAAGGUGAUAGGCAAGAAACCAGUUCACCUUCAACUACAUUGUUUCCUGCAAGAAGUCCUCUGGAGGGUCUGGUAUCUGAUAUCGCUCACACAGCCAGCACUAUUGGCCAUCUACCAAUGGUUCCAGGCAACACCCAGGGUGUCACAGGAGGACAUUCAGUCCACAUUCAAGUACCUAUGAGUGUGCUCAGGGCCACUGCAAAGGACGAAAGGGACUGUGAGUUGGAAAGGGAAAAGGCACCGGAUUUGGAAAGGCAAGAACCAGCAGAGGAGGUUGCGUGGGAAAGAAUUUUAGUACUGGCAGGAGAGGAGAGUCAAAAAGCAUUUGGAAAAGAGGGAAUUGAGCAGCCACAGGCUUCAGAACAAGAAAAGCUGUCUAAGUCAAGAAAGAGUCAACCAGCGCAAGAUCAGGAGAGGGAACUAGCUUUGGCUAAGGAAAGGGAAGUGCAAGAGCAGUGCUUGGCACAAGACAGGGCCCUUGAAUUGGAGAGGCAAAAGCAGCUUGAACGACAGAAGGCCCUGGAGCUAGAGAGACAUAGGAAUCUUGAAAAACAGAGGGUUCUGGAGCAAGAACGUCUACAGAAAGAGAAAAGAGAGAGAGAAGAAAUGGAGCUAGAAAGGGUCAAGGCAAUGGAGAUGGAAAAGGCUCUUGAACAAGAGAGAAUAGACAGAGAGCGAGCGUUGGAGGCUGAGAGAAAGGAGACAGAGAGAAUUGAAAGAGAAAAGCAGGAAAUGUUGGAAAUGGAAAGGUUGGCGAGAAAGAAAGAGCGAGAAAAGUCCUUGGAGCAGGCAAGACUAGAAAAGGAAAGAGCCUUGGAACAAGAGAGAAUAGAAAAAGAAAAAGCUCUAAAGCAAGAAAGGUUGGAGAGUGAAAAGGAGGAAAUGGACCUAACUGAAGCAAGGAUGAAGAUGGUGGUACAAGAGUUGGAGGUAAAAAACACGGAGGAGAUGAAGACAGCUCUAGAACAGGAAAGGAUGACGAGAGCUGAAAAUGAGAGGAAAGAACAUCUAGAGAGGGAGAAGUGUAAGGAGCAUGAGAACCUUGAAAGAGACAAGGCUUUAGAGAAGAAACAAAAAGAGAAAGAGCAGGAGGAAGAGAGAAUUUUUUUUGUUGAAGGAACAGUAGAGAAGGAGAAAGUCACACAAAAAGAGGAACAAGAGACAGUGGCUGAAAAGGAGAGGGAGAGUCAUCUUCCUCCAUUCAAACGUGGCCAUGCGCUUUAUCCCACCCCUCUACCCACUCCUACCCUUCUCUCCACAGGAAAGGCAAGAAAGCCUUUGGCAGAGGCUGGGGAGCAAAAUGAUGCUCCGGUGUCCAGGAAUGAAGCAGAGUCAAGUGCACACAUGUCACCAACCCCUUUGUCGCCACAGUCUUUAUUUAAGAGGUCAAUGUUCUUAAGGGAUUCCCCCAUCCCUCCUCAGUCUUCGUCCACUUCUGUGGUUAUCAAGCGACCCUGUACAUUCUCUGAUACACUUCAGCCACAGGCCUCACAUGGCUUUUCCUUGAUUAGUCUUGGAGAAGCACAACAGGAAAGAUACCAGCCCUCCACUAAAAAAGAAGAUACACCGUGUAGAAAAGACGAGUUUGCUGCGGAAUCAGUUGAGAUACAGUCUGAGAAGAAAAACGUUGUUAGUGCCACACUUGGUCAGACAACUAAAGAAGAAGGGGCCACAGACGUUGAAUUGGUAAAGGCUGAACAUGGCAAUGAAUCAAUCAAAACUAUGAAAGAAGUAGAUAAAAGCAGGGAGAAAGGAGAUGCAAGGAAAGAAAUUAAACAAAGAAGACAAAGAUCACCAUCUAGUGACUCAUCGUCGGAAUUGGACUCAGGGUCUCCAUCAUCUCGAUCCUCUAGAUCAUCAACUUCUCAAGAGAAUACCUCCUUCGGAAGUAGAGGGGAGGAGAAGCUUAAGAGGGAUCCUUCAUCGCGGCACAGUGUGACAGUGGAGCCUCAGAUGAAGGCUUCAGAGGAGACCUCCAGAGCCUCUCCUCACACAAGAGUGACGUCUGCAGAGAACAGUAGCAGAGCUGCUGAUGGAAAUAGUCCCACCAAGAAACCUUCCAGUGUCGACCUUCCAUCCAAACCAACCAGAGAGGAGAGACAAAGAAAGAGAAAUAACAGCGAGGAAGAGGAGGAAAAGGACAAACAGAGGCAGGUGAAUGAGACUACUAUGGCACAGGCUGAGAAGUCUUCAGAGACCAGCGAGGCGACACCAAAGGUCUUCUCUCCUCGUAAGAUCUCUCUUACCACACCAGGCACCAAAUCAUCUCCAGGCACUGGCAGUGCAGAAAGUGAGCAGGACUCUGGGACAGCGGGUGGUCGCAAGAGGAGGUGGGGCUCCAGCACAGCUGUUACAGCCAAGAAACCUUCAAUCAGCAUCACGACUGAUUCACUCAAGUCUCUCAUCCCAGAUUUUCGACCACCUUUGGGUCAGGAGGCAGUAGUUGAUCUGCACCCAGAAGAAGCUGUUCUGUCUGAGGCUGAGGAUGAGGAGAGAGAGUGCACUGACCAAGACCUCCAGAUUUGUCGUACAGUAACACAGGUGGUGCAUUCAGAGAGACAAGAGAAUGGACAGAAAGAAGCAAAGAGGAGCAGACAUGAGGAGCAAGAGGAUGAAGACACGGAAAGAACAAAGGUGCAUGAGGAAAAGAUGGACACCCCAUUUCCUGGUGCGGUGGAAACCCAACCGUAUACCAGCCAUGACGUAGAAAUCAACACUGUGACUCCGAGCGACACACUCAUCCGUCGCUCCAUCAGUCAACAGAAAACGAGUGUCUCUAUCACAAUCGACGACCCUGUUCGCACAUCCCGACAGCCUUCUCCACCUCGUGGCAAAGUCUCCAACAUCGUUCACAUCUGCAACCUGGUGAGACCCUUUACUUUAGGACAGCUGAAGGAGCUGCUCAGCAGAACUGGUGCCCUGGUGGAGGAGGGCUUCUGGAUUGACCGGAUUAAGUCUCACUGCUACGUCACUUACUCUAACUCAGAGGAGGCAGUUGCCACACGGACAGCUCUUCAUGGAGUAAAAUGGCCUCAGAGCAAUCCAAAGGUUCUCAGUGUAGAGUUCUCUCAUCAGGAUGAGCUGGACUUCCACAAAGGCUUGGGCACUACUGACAAAUCUGGAGCAGACGAGCAGGGUCUUGUUUCUGGCCACGGCCGAGCAUCAGGUAUACCCUCUCUCCUACCUGAGCGAGACCAGUGGGCCGAGCGCGAACGUGAGAUGGAGCGUCGGGAGAGGGCACGAGCAGAACGGGAGUGGGACCGAGACAAGGUCAGAGAGUUUGGGAAAGUGGAGGACAAGGAGGGAGGUCCCCACAGAUCGCGCUCUAGAGAAAGACGACGUAAGGAGAGGGGAAAGAGCAAGGAGAAAAAAGCUGACAAGAAAGAGAAAACCACUGAGGAUCCUCCUGCUAAGCUGCUUGAUGACCUGUUCUGUAAGACUAAAGCACCUCCUUGCAUAUAUUGGCUUCCACUCACGGAGGAACAGUAUAUUCAGAGACAAGCAGCGAGAGCAGAAAGAAUUAAGGAGCGUGAGAAACGGAGGCAGGAGCAAGAAGAAGAGGAGGAGAAAAAGAAAGAAGAGGAGCGUAAAGAGAAGAUGAAAGCUGGAGGCAGCACAACAGGAGACCGGGCUGAGGGUGAGAAGGACAAGGAUAGAGAAAGAGGCCGAGACAGAGAGAGAGAGAGAGAAAGGGAGAGGGAAAACGACAAACGCAGGGACGGCUACCGUAGGCCAGGGGGUGGUGGGGCAGGGGGAAACCGACGCUCACGUAGCCGCAGUGCUCCACGAGAAAGACGGCACUAGUGGCUAAUUACCUGAUGGACCUGUACAAGAGACCUCCCUCUUCCAUUUGCCUUUCACUACAUGUUUAUAACAAAUGAGACCCAAAAAAGGAUCAACUGAUGUCAUCACCAUCAUCCACCAAGUCUCACAUUUCUAAGGCACACCUACACAAUUUCAUGCUUAAGGGAUGCUUAAGGGGGACCGUGAUUGUACAGUGUUGUUUCCCAGAGUGCUUUGUCUCACACCCAUCAAGGUUUGACAGACUAUUCUUUAUACAUUUGCCUCUCUUUGCUUUGGUUUAUGUCUUGACAGCUUAGUAGUAUGGCACACUGGAUAACUUUUAAUGAUUUCCCCAGUGUACCCCUUUCACCCCAAGUGUAGGUGCCAAUAAAGAUUAGCACUCAUUCAUGAUUGCUUCACCGUCUUAACAGCAGUUUGGACGUGUUGUCCUUUUUUUGCUGCAUGUAGUCUUAAGGCUGGAGCUGCCGGGCCUGCCUAAAGAGAAAAUUCAGCCCACUGGGCUCAUCUAAAUUUGAAAAUGUUUGGAAUUUUUUUACUGACAUAUACUGAAAGUCAUGCCUUGAAUGAAGCCGUUCGUGGUAGUUUGGACAGGUGUGAAGUAACUUCCUCCUCAACUCUGCUCAGUUCAAGAUGAGACGAUUCUCUGCGUUCGACUCUGUGUCACAACUGACACGAUUAUGAUCAUGUUCUCAUUGUGGAUCUUCUUUCCUCCUCUGCUUCUCUUCCUCCCAUUUCUUUUUCCCUGCAAAAUGAAUACAGAGAGAGCGUAUUAAAUUUGUCAUCACUAGUUUUAAUAUUGUUUUUUUUAAUCAUUAUUCUACCAUUUUAGUACAAAAGUAUGUUUUCUUUUUCUAAGUUCUUUGAGUAUCAGUGGUGAAUGUACAAAUAAAAAAAUGAAAUUAUG